Molecule: messenger RNA, 2214 nt
Organism: Mus musculus (house mouse)
Lineage: Eukaryota; Metazoa; Chordata; Mammalia; Rodentia; Muridae
Gene: Agpat4
Product: 1-acylglycerol-3-phosphate O-acyltransferase 4
Exons: 8
Coding region: 826-1644 (272 amino acids)
Biological process (GO): CDP-diacylglycerol biosynthetic process
Cellular component (GO): endoplasmic reticulum membrane
Molecular function (GO): acyltransferase activity; 1-acylglycerol-3-phosphate O-acyltransferase activity
Source: RefSeq, a predicted model, not a curated record
GGCGGAGUGGUGGCCAGGAGAGGUGAGCAAGGCACUAGAGUGCGCGGGCUUCAGCUUUCAUCCUGUUUUCCCCCCACCCCCACCCCCAAACGAAAUGGCACAGGGGACUUGGGGCGUGGGGGGGGGGGCAAUUUCCAGGGCAGGAGGCCGAGGUUUCUCAGGCUGUUUGCACGGGGAUGCAACAGGGCUCUUGAGCUGGGCGAGUGGCGGCAGGCCACUGGGAUGGCUUUGUUAUCCACGCGGGUGACUACUCGAUCCCAAUCCCCAUCUGGCUCCAACAGGAGGCCGAGCUGGACACUUCUUUACACUCAUUGGAAGGAGAGGGUGACUCAUGUUACACGGGGUCCGAGCUUCCCUCCCAGUAGCUGCUAAGUCGUAGCUUUAAAAGGAAGUGACAUGGGUGGGGAGAGACGUCAGCCGAGGACCACCUUUUUUUCCCUUCCCGAAGGGUCCACCCCUUUGGGUGGAGUCUCGCUUUUUCUUUCCAGUGUUGGCUGACUUACAGCUUCUCUAAAGUAGAGGCAGUUUCUGAACCUCAGGCUCCUGCCUCGCAGUUCUGGCUUGUGAGCACCAAUGCAAAGAACUGCCCGGAGCGAGACACUUUCCUGAGCCCCGGAUCUUUCCCCCUUCUGGAACUAUCCCACCAUACGGAUUUAUCUCUUGAGAAUCCCCACACCAUGGACCUCAUCGGGCUGCUGAAGUCCCAGUUUCUAUGUCACCUGGUCUUCUGCUACGUGUUCAUCGCCUCGGGGCUCAUUGUCAACGCCAUCCAGCUGUGCACGCUGGUCAUCUGGCCCAUCAACAAGCAGCUGUUCCGCAAGAUCAAUGCCAGACUCUGCUACUGCGUCUCCAGCCAACUCCAAAGUCCUGGCCAAGAAAGAACUGGCUUAUGUCCCAAUCAUUGGCUGGAUGUGGUACUUCGUGGAAAUGAUCUUUUGCACACGCAAGUGGGAGCAAGAUCGGCAGACGGUUGCCAAGAGCCUGCUGCACCUCCGGGACUACCCAGAGAAGUAUCUGUUCCUGAUCCACUGUGAGGGCACACGGUUCACAGAGAAGAAACACCAAAUCAGCAUGCAGGUGGCCCAAGCCAAGGGGCUGCCCAGCCUCAAACACCACCUGCUGCCGCGCACCAAAGGCUUUGCUAUUACUGUGAAGUGCUUGCGAGAUGUUGUCCCAGCUGUAUAUGACUGUACACUCAAUUUCAGAAACAAUGAAAACCCAACACUGCUGGGAGUCUUAAAUGGAAAGAAAUAUCACGCUGACUGCUACGUUCGGAGGAUCCCCAUGGAGGACAUUCCGGAGGAUGAGGACAAGUGCUCUGCCUGGUUACACAAGCUCUACCAGGAGAAGGAUGCCUUUCAGGAGGAAUACUACAGGACAGGGGUCUUCCCAGAGACUCCCUGGGUUCCCCCACGGCGGCCCUGGUCUCUGGUCAACUGGUUGUUCUGGGCAUCGCUGCUGCUCUACCCUUUCUUCCAGUUCCUAGUUAGCAUGGUCAGCAGCGGUUCCUCGGUGACGCUGGCCAGCUUGGUCCUCAUCUUCUGUAUGGCCUCCAUGGGAGUUCGAUGGAUGAUUGGCGUGACAGAAAUCGACAAGGGCUCUGCCUACGGCAACAUCGACAACAAACGGAAACAAACGGACUGAUGUGGGAAAGUCACCUCCAGAGGGAACCGUGGGGGACGGCUGGCCUCUGCUUAGCCUUUGUAGCAGGGCUCAGUGAUGGAGACUGGGGGGCCCUUGCUGGGACAAACACAAACCACAGCCCCUCUGGUCACGGAGUUUUGCCUCAGCGCUGGAUGGGAAAGGAAGACGGGUUUAGACCUUUCCCCUCCCCUCCUCCCUGUGUGAUAUGGUUUCGGUUAUGUCUCUUUUCAGUUGCGCGUGCGUGCGUGCGUGUGUGUGUGUGUGUGUGUGUGUGUGUGUGUGUGUGUGAGUGUGUGAGAGAGAGAGGGAGAGAGAGAGAGAGAGAGAUGGGGUGAGGAGAAUGGGUGUGUGGUUGCGUGUGCACUUGUGACCCUGUAACAGUAGGGUCUGGGAGGCUGCAAGGAAGGGCAGGGCCAGGGUGGAAGGGAAGGUGUCCCUGUCACCCCAUGGUGCUGCGUCUUCUCUAACCCUCGAUUGCCGGAGACAGAGUGAAAAGUGCUUUGGGUAAGAUGACUAAAUUAUGCCUCCAAAUAAGAAAAAGAAUUAAAGUGUUUCUCUGGGUUGUCUGUG